ACGCGAUCGGCAUGGCUUAACUGGCCAGUUCGUUUAAAACGUUAUACGUCAACGGUGACGCUCCGCCGCGUCGUCGACUUAUCUGCUUGUGUCCGAUUGAGAUUUCUAUUCAACCGCGUUGGAGAUUCCAAUCGUUCGUCUUUGUUGCUACGGACGUAGGUCUUUAAAGGACAGUGUCCUCCAGCAGUUGAUUUUGAUUUUGGAAACUGCUUUUCGAAAACCGAAAGACUCAGUUUUGAUCGAACCUAAAUUAAAAAUUGAGAUUCUCCUCUGAUUUCGACAAAAAUUGAGAUUGCACAGUUAGUAGAUUAUUGUCUCUUUCACCGGUUACCCUGGCGAUCGGUAUGACGAUCUCGAUGACCGACACCGCCUUGGAUAUAGAGAAGAAGGCGAUCGGGCGUUGCGCUCGACGCAGUCAUCGUCUUCGCAUCUGGAUCUACUGCGGCAUCUUCCUGAUCAGUUCCGUCGGCUUUUACAUGUUUUGGUACGCAGAUGUGGUCAACAAUUAUGUGUUGUCGUCGCUGGAAUUGCGUAACGGCACUCUCAUCUUCGACUGGUGGGAGCGCCCACCCUUGAAGAUGAAAUAUAAUAUCUAUAUCUUUAAUUACACGAACGUGGACGAAUUCGAGGCGAACGAGGCGAGCAAGCUGCGCGUCCAAGAGCUCGGUCCCUACGUAUAUCAAGAGACGAUGAGUCGCAUGAACGUGAUGUUGCACGAUAAUGGCACUAUCACUUAUCAGACCAGGAGAUCCUACAAAUGGAUAGGCGGGCGACCCGAGAACGAUAUUGUCGUGGUGCCGAACGUGCCGUUGAUGUUCGCCACCGCAUACGUUCGGGACCUGAGUUUCGCAGUGCGAUUCGUUACUAACACGGUACUGUCGACUCUGCAGGAGCAGUCGUUCAUCAGUGAGACUGCCAACGGUUUCCUCUGGGGAUACGACACUCAGCUCUUCCACAUGGCCAAGCCGUUGUUGAUGCUGCAGCGGGACAUACCCUUUGAAAAGUUCGGCAUGCUGGCCAUGAAAACUGGUCUCGAUAAGGAUCGCAUCACGAUGCAUACGGGAUCGCGAGACAAGAAAAAUUUCGGCAUGAUCGACCGAGUGAACGGACUAAAUAGCCGGGUCGUUUGGGAUGACGAGCAAUGCGAUAAAAUUGAAGGCACUGAGGGUAUAUUUUCACCAUAUUUAAUACAGGACACAAGUAAACCCCUUUACGUGUAUGCUAAGGAUAUGUGCAGGAAGAUACCACUCCAUUUCGCCGAACAAGUGACUAUCUACGACAUACCUUCUUUAAGAUAUAAAUUCACCCCAGAUGCGUACAACUUCUCAAAUAAGCAAAACGAAUGCUUCUGCCCGAAAGUAUAUGAUAAGAGAGUCUGUCCACCCUCAGGACUCUUUAACAUGUCCGCGUGCAAUGAUGGCACGCCCAUGCUCAUAUCAUUUCCGCAUUUUUAUGGUGCCGACAAGUCUUUGCUGGAACAAAUAGAUGGUUUAAAUCCUCGGCAGGAAGAUCACGAGGCCUACGUAGACUUACAUCCACGCCUAGCAAUUGCCUUAGCCGGCCGAUCGAGAAUGCAAUUGAACCUGGAAGUGCGAAGGGCAAUCGGCGUGCCGUUUCUCGGGAAUUUGAAGGAUGGCAUGAUCCUUCCACUUAUCUGGAUCGAAAUCGAGAUAGGCGAACCUUCGGAACAAUUGUUGAAAGUCGCCCAGAGCGCGCAUUUCACAGUGGGCAAUAUCGAAUUGGCUUUGCAAUGGGGUACUCUGAUAACGAUGAUACUCUCCUUCAGUGCUAUGAUUGCCUGUCUCUGGAAAUCUCGCUCGAAACAGGAUGUGGUUCUCUGAAGAAACUCGUUCGUUCAAAAUAACCUUCUUGAGAUGCUCUGAACGGAAUGGAAACCGCUUGAACAAAAUUAACGAAUGAGCGAAAACCGUCGCGAUCUAUUAAAAAAAAAGAAAACAGGAAUUCUGAGGUAAUACGGAUGUGUUCAAAAGAUAUUAGAACUAUAUUUAGUCUAAUUUUUUAGACGUUUUGAAUUUUUUAAACACUUCUUGAAGUUUUUGUGCUUCGAGAUGUUCGGUUAAAGACAAAAGAUGCCGAUAGUUUCUCGUAAAGGCACGGAAAAACGAAUUUGGGUCAAGUAAAACUCGGUAACGUAAAUAAUAAUUGUUGUGCAAUUAGAAUAAUGUACGUUACUGACAAACUAUGCUAAUCAUUUCUAUACAAAGAGAGUUUGUUAUUAUGAGGCAUAAUUUCAAUGAGAAUGAAUAGAUUGCUCGAAGAUAAAAACGAUAAAAUGCUCAUCCGUAUGAAAUUUUUUGCUAACAACGCUUUGCGGUUUGAUAAAACGUUUAACAAGCGAGUUUAUUCUAGAUCUUAGGAAUGAUACGUCUAUUUUUGUUUAUCGCGAAUAAUAACGUUUUCAAAAAUAUGAUAAAAAU
Trachymyrmex septentrionalis is the source of this 2438-nucleotide messenger RNA. RefSeq names its product lysosome membrane protein 2-like. Gene Ontology annotation, molecular function: scavenger receptor activity. Lineage: Eukaryota; Metazoa; Arthropoda; Insecta; Hymenoptera; Formicidae. The coding region runs from base 345 to 1841 and encodes 498 amino acids. The transcript has 4 exons. The record is from RefSeq and is a predicted model, not a curated record. Gene Ontology annotation, cellular component: cytoplasm; membrane.